GUGAGUACAAUUACUUGAGCAAGCAUUCUGGCAGCUACUGUAAGAGCUGCCAGCAUCAAAAUUCAUUUCCUUCUUCAGUUUGAGAGCUACAGACAUUCCUGACGUGGCCCUGUGACCAUUCAUAUGCACUCCUUACCCAUUCUUUAUUGUUUUAAUAAGCAUUGACUGUAUUUGGUACUAGAGAUUUCGUGUUCAUGUCGAUAGAUCGAGAGGUUCUGCAUGUAUACUGUCGUUUUUAAAUUUAAAACACGUUCUGAAGUAUAGAGUGACAAAAGUGAAGAUUAAUCACAAUCAUAACGUACCUGCUACCGUCGGUUCUCCUCGAGUAGACUCAAAUUCGCACAAGUCCAUCUUUUGUCAGCCCAUCAUAGUUUUCUCACAUUCUUUUGCAUAACGUCUCGAGAUUCUUCUUUUUCAGAAGUUUCUGUUUCUAUUUUGAGGUUGGUUAACCAUGACCACUUGCACGACCUACCUCUGGAUCAUGUUGCUGUUGAUGCAUAUGUUGAUAUCAGAGGCCAACGCAAUACCAGCAACAGCCACGUUUUAUGGUGGAAACGAUGCGUCUGGCACAAACACUGGAUCGUGUGGGUACCCAAAUGUGCUAACAAUCGACGGACCGAUGAACACUGCGUUGAGUGGUGCAUUAUACAAUGGUGGAGAAGCCUGUGGAGCUUGCUUCAAGAUACAAUGCAUCUCCAUUCCGUUUGGAAAUCUUCAAUGCCUGCCAGGGAGCAUAGUGGUCACAGCCACCAACUUGUGCCCGCAAGGUAGCACUGGCGGCUGGUGCGACGAGCCCAGGAGUCACUUCGAUCUUGCCGAGCCUGCUUUCCAGCAUUUGGCUCCGCCUGUAGCAGGAGUGGUGAACGUAGAAUACGAGAGGGUAAGCUGUCUGAGAAGUGGCGGUAUCCGUUUCCUCAUUCAGGGCCAUCCGUAUUUUAUGCAGGUCCUCGUUUACAAUGUGGGUGGGAUGGGUGAUGUGACAGCAGUAUCUGUGAAGGGUUCCAGCUCCGAUUGGAUACAAAUGGAUCGAAACUGGGGUCAGCUCUGGACUACAGGAACCGUGCUUGAUGGGCAAGCUCUCUCUUUCUCGGUGACAACAAGCGAUGGCAGAACUGUGGCAAGUAAUGGUGUAGCUGACUCUGACUGGCAGUAUGGCCAGACCUUUGAGGGCAACCAAUUCUAGUAUCUAGCAUAAUCUAUACGCUCUACGUUCUGCACAUUGCAUUAACUUCGGAUAUCUGGAAAGUUUCAGAAUCGUCCAUCCACAAACUGAUUCGUUUGAGAUUCGGUCGUCCUGCAUAGCAUUCAGUUAGUGCCAAUGCUACCGAGGUGUUCUCCGCGGCAUGUCUACGAUGCACCUCUAUUUUACAUAUUGAUAAGGAGCAUUACUUAUCAGCGUACAUCCUUAUACAGUGCUUUAGAAGCUUGUUGAGGCUACACAACAGCGACAA
Molecule: messenger RNA, 1451 nt
Organism: Marchantia polymorpha subsp. ruderalis
Lineage: Eukaryota; Viridiplantae; Streptophyta; Marchantiopsida; Marchantiales; Marchantiaceae
Source: the annotation of a GenBank genome assembly